Messenger RNA from Ailuropoda melanoleuca (giant panda), 3457 nucleotides. It is a transcript of the gene C4H19orf44, whose product is annotated as chromosome 4 C19orf44 homolog. The transcript is spliced from 11 exons. Bases 471 to 2375 code for a protein of 634 amino acids. The record is from RefSeq and is a predicted model, not a curated record. NCBI's taxonomy places the organism in Eukaryota, Metazoa, Chordata, Mammalia, Carnivora, Ursidae.
GCGGCGCGCGCCGGGAUGUGUAGUCUCUUCCGCCCUGGCUCUGUUGCCCGGCAACGGUCCCAUCUGGCCCCAGUGGCUGGCGGAAGCACCGCGGUGGCCUCUGCGGCUGGACAUCCCGGCAGGAGGGAAACUCUUAGAAGAACUAGAUGCUGGAAAACUUGGCUUGGCGGUCGGGCUUUCCCUCUGACCCACAGAAUGGCCGGGUCCGAGUCCUCUCCUGAGCUUCAGUUACAAAAAUAUUAAUGAAGGUAGCUGUUGAUGUGCCAGCGGCAUCCGCUUCCUCUUUACCACGUCCUUCCAGCUAAAAGCCUGUUAAAAGCAGGGGCACAUGGGAACUCUGAGAAUAUGUGAAAGCACUGACCCCUCUCCUCCAAAGAACGUACACCAGCAUGUGCGCACACCAUUCAGCCGACAUUUUGGUGGAUGCUGUGUCUGUCCGUAACCCCUCCACCCUUCCAGGGCGGUAGUUUAUGCACUUAAAAAUGGCUUCCGUAAGAAGAGCCAGUCAUCCCGUGCGCAAUAUUUUUGAUGAUUUUAGUGAUAUUUCCUUAGAAGAGUCAAAGAUGGAAGAAAUCAGAAACUUGAAAAUCAGUAGAAGUCUUACCAAAAUAACACCCGGUCAUAGCAGAUUUCUAAAAGGAAGCCAAACCAUGGGUGUAAAACACUCGCUCCUGAAAGAGAAGGCUGUUGUGGAGGGCGAGAGCAGGCUCUCCUCAGGGAGACCCCCGACCACGGCCUCGAAGCUCAGGGCCAGCGCCGUGCUCACAAAGCUGGCACAGAUAGAAACCAAGAUCAUGAAGCGGAAGGCGCAGAUGGAUUUGUCUGGCUUGGAAUCGGACCUGAGGACCUCUGAGGACAGUCUUCCAAGGAGCGCAGACACGGUCCUCCCCAGGGGUACAGCCGGACUUUCUUCACACAGCCUGGAUAAAACCUCCCAGAAACACGCCCGUGAAAUUCCUGUGGCUGAGAGCAGCGCGCAGAAUGGGAAGGUCAGUAGGUUUCUAAAGAGGAGGGAACCACCCGUUGAAAAUACCUUCCCUGAAGCACGUUUUGGAAAAGAGAGGAAUUUUCAAACACCCAAAGAGAAAAAACCUACUAGAAAACUGGAUUCUCCAGACAGUGAUGAGGAGGAAAUGAAAGAGUUGCUGGGAAGCUUGAUAGAAUCUUCUAGAGAAAAAGAAAACUUCAUGAAUCAGCGUUUAAGAGGCCCCAGAGUCAGUGAGGAAGAACAGACCGAACUAUUCUCGGAUCAGAUCCCAACUCAGCCAAGAAUCCUUUCGCUACCCAGUGAGGAACUUUCCAGCUCAAAGUCAUUAAGGACAUCACGUCUGCCAGCCUCACAGUCUGCAGACGGGACCCUUCGCAGCGUGGGCUCAAGAGCUCGCUCCCCACAGACUCACACUUCAGGGGACACAGCAGCCCACACGGCACUGCUUUCCAUCACUGGCACCUCUCCAAAGUCAGCCUCGAUGGCACGGCGUGGCAAGCUCUCCUCCCCUGGAAGGAGUGAGGCUGGGCCUGGCGAUAAGUCACUCUCAGAAGCUGCCGAUGACAGCCUGAAUGAUUUUCGAAUCAAUCUUUUAUCCCUUGAUGAUCUGGCCCCCGCUAUCAGCGAGAACUCCGACUUGGAACAGGAAAAAGAAGGCCAGCGGGAAAAGGCCUCCAGCCGAAGCCCCCAGGCCAGGGGGCCCCCCACUGGAAGUGAGGUCUCAGAGCACCUGAGUGAGCCAUCGGCUUCCUCCGCCGGGCCUGAGGGGGCUUCCAGCCUGAGGCCGAAUUCUCAGAAGCCCACAGCGAGCACAGUGAGCUUGGCUUACUCGGAAGAUUUUGAAACCGCAUCGGAGUCGAGGGCCCAUUCUGAGGAGUCUCCCGACAGGACGCUGGACACUAGGUCGGAAUUCUCUGCAAGCCUGCAGCCAGACCUGUCCCUGCCAACACUCGAGCCUUGGAGAAAGCAGGUGAGGGACGUUACGAGAGUCAUCGUGAAGGAGACAGCCGUGCAGACCCUCGAUCCCGCCUUCACCUACCAGUGGGCAGAGGGGGCCGGUGUGGCGGCCAUGGGGCUGGCCCUGGGAAGUGCCUACGUGGACCCUGUGCCCAUUGCCAGUCACGUCGUCAGCGCGGACUCGAUAGAAGCCCUGACAGCUUACAGCCCGGCCGUGUUGGCGCUCAACGACAUGCUGAAGCAGCAGCUGAGCCUGACGCGGCAGUUCGUGGAGACCAGCCGGCACCUGCACGGCUCCCUCCUGCAGUCCCUGGACCGAGACUCGUUCCACUACCACACCCUGGAGGAAACGAAACAGUACAUCAGGCACCACAGGCCCGCCCCGCUAUCCAUGGAGGACGCCCUGGAGGAGGUGAAGAAGGAGCUGUGACAGUGGCGGGAGCAGGCAGCACCCAGGACUCACCUGAGUGGAAUCCCGGCUCCAGCCUUUCCUAGCUGAGUGGCUGACCACUCCCAGCCCCCACCUCCUCCGAGUGCCCGGCCCGAGAGGACGCACAGGCCAGGGGCCACGGAGCCGUGGGAGGCACUGUCAUCACUCACGGCAGGAUGGAGGAUGCGCGCCAGUCUGGAGCCCCGCGGGACUGCCUUCCCCGUGAGCGGAGGUAGAUGGAAGAGGCGAGAAGCCCCAUCUGCCCCACAGGAGCCAGCGCCCCAUGUCCGCGCCGGGGACACCCAUGGGAGAUGCCAGGGCACGGCUUCUGACCAGACUGCACAACUCGGAAUCGGCACACCGCCCGGACUCAGCCCGAGUGUACUUCUAACUCGAACACACAGGGAAAAAGGUCUUUAAAAAAAGUUUUUAUUUGAAGGCAAAACAGUAAAAUCCACAAGAAAUCGUUAACAGCACGUGUUUACGUUUUAUCCUGAAUCAGACACGUUUGAACAAUUCACAGCUACAGGAAAUCUAGAACAAAAUCAAAUUAUUUUAUCACAUCAGGUUGAAAAGUUGGAGAGGACUCUGCAUCUUAUUGAAAAGAAUUUUUCAAAAAUGUUUCUGUACAAAGACGGCACCGCACGAGCUGCCCACAGACGCCAGGCGCGGCCCAUCCCUGCGUAGUCCCCGGCGGCAUCUGCCCUCCUGGCCGGGGUCGCUCUCUGCACCCCGCAUCGGAGCGGGCCGUCCACGCGAGCGCUGGUGUUGGGUUCCUCUAAGUGAAACACACAAGCAGAGACGCUAAGGACGCAGGCUUUCCGAGGGCGUCACUCCGGGACCUGAAGAUGCCUCAGAUCAGCUUCCUUAGAACCUCUGUUCCUGCGGGACCACAAGUGGCUAACGUUUGGGGAAAGAAUUUCAACUCAAACAACUAAAGUAACUGAACUACGGGCCGUGAGCACGUCUGAGGAACCAGGUUUCAAAUUCUCACUGGGAUUCUCUUAGGCCAACAUUCCCUUCUCUAAAACGAAACAUCUGGAGUAAAAAUGAAAGCCCUGUGUAACGUUGCCAAUCAGAAA